Molecule: messenger RNA, 3224 nt
Organism: Spathaspora passalidarum NRRL Y-27907
Lineage: Eukaryota; Fungi; Ascomycota; Pichiomycetes; Serinales; Debaryomycetaceae
Exons: 4
Coding region: 196-1158 (320 amino acids)
Cellular component (GO): mitochondrion
Source: RefSeq, a predicted model, not a curated record
GGCAAUUCAUAGGAGCAUUUGACUCCCUUUUAUAUUGAUUUUUUUUUUGAUUACUAUAUCAUUAUGGAUCAGGUUUGAACAAAUAUAGCAAAGUGUUGAUCUACUCUUUGAAGUAAUAGCUGGAAUUGAAUUAUUACCCAAUUUGGCCUUGACAAUUGACUGCAAAAACACAAUCACAAGAAUCAUGUCUCAACUAUGAUUCAAAGUUUUAUCACCUUGAUCUGUUUAUCCAAAUCAAGAGGGUCUAUUCCUAAGACAUACGCCCGUACUGAUCCCACAUACCUUGGUGAUGCCCUCGACACAAAAUCCAUUGAAACCGUGGAAUUGAGUUAUGACAAACACUCCCCGGAAUAUGAACCCACUUUGGUGAAAUCGCCCUUGAUUUUCUUGCAUGGGUUGUUUGGAAGUAAAUCUAAUACACGCACAGUGGCUAAACAAUUGGCUUCCAGGUUGGAUCGUGAUGUUUAUUGUCUUGAUUUGAGAAAUUUCGGAAACAGUCCUCAUAACCCUCGAUUGGAUUACCCAAGUUUGGCCGCAGAUGUGGAGAGAUUCAUCCAGGAGCGUAAAUUCCCCGAGUUUGCUAAACCAAUCGUGGUUGGACAUUCUAUGGGGGCUAAAACUGCCAUGGCUUUGGCAUUGCGCAGUCCUAAUUUGCUUAGCAUGUUGGUGGCUGUAGAUAAUGCGCCUGUUACUGUUUUAGCUUCUCAAUCACAAUUCGGCAAAUAUGUGAAUCAAUUAAGAUUGGCAUUAGAAAAGUAUAAGUACACUCAUAUCAAAGAUGUUGAUGCUAAGCUUGAAGAAGUUGAGCCAAACAAGUCGAUUCGUCAAUUCUUGUUGACUAAUUUAAUCAGAGGUAAGAAACAUGAGCAUAUAAAGUCAAGGAUACCCUUGGAUAUAAUAGGUGAUACCAUAAGCAAGGGGAUUAUUUCUAGCUGGCCCUAUGAUUCAAAUAUUCUGCAAUGGACCAAAGGUCCUGUGUUGUUUAUUAGAGGAAGUAAAUCGGUGUAUGUUCAUGAUGAAAUCAUUCCUGAGAUUGGUAAAUACUUUCCUGAUUUUGAAGUUAGAGAUGUUGAUAGUGGCCAUUGGGUGAUUAGUGAAAAACCCCAAGAGUUUAUGGAUAUCUUGUGUGAAUUUAUAGAUAGAAAGGAGGAUGAUUAAAAUAUAUCCUUUUAAAUUGUAUGUUAUUUAUUAGAUCGUCUAAAUGCUAAUUACCAUUCAUAACAGCUUGCUCUUGUUUCUUUUUACCACCUUCAAAAUUCUCCCUAACUCUCAAGUAGUGUUGUAAUUCCUCAGCACUAACCGAAGGAACCAAUUCUUGUUGUGCCUUGACGAAAUCUUCCAUUUUAACCAAAACAGUAAUGUCGUCAUCCGUGGCAACAUUAUCAAACCACCAUCUUGUAUUAACUUUGUCCUCUCCUUGUUCUACCUUCUUUUCAUUGUACUUAUUAAUCUUAUCAUCAACUUCAUUGGCCACUCUGGUCAUAGCAUUUAACAUCGAGUCCGAGCAUAAUGCAUAAAAAUCGGCCCCCGUGAACGUAAACGAACAAUUCUCAGCCAAUUUCUCCAAAUCGACAUCAUCAUGUAACUUAAACUUUCUUGUCAAUGCUUCUAGAAUCUUGGUUUGCUUUUCAUUGGUAUCGGAAAUACCCAAGUAUAACAACUUAUCAAAUCUACCUGGUCUCAAAAGUGCCUCAUCUAAUAGAUCAGGACGAUUGGUGGCACCGACCACAAACACACCAUCACCACCUUCAGUACCACUCAUACCAUCAAGUUCAGCUAGCAAUUGCGACACAAUUCUAUCCAUUACACCUCCAGAAUCACCCUGAUUACCACGCUUAGGGGCUACGGAAUCUAAUUCAUCAAAGAAGAUAACACAUGGUUUGGCAUCACGGGCUUUCUGGAAUACUCGACGGACAUUAGCUUCUGAUUCACCAAUGUACAUGUUUAACAAUUCGGGACCCUUCACCGAGAAGAAAUUAAGCGAGAAGUUAGUGGCAAUCGCUUUUGCAAGCAAGGUUUUACCAGUACCUGGAGGACCAUAGAACAAGAUCCCACUUCGCUUUUUGAGACCAUUGUUGAAAAGCUCAGGAUGUUUCAAUGGCAUGUCGAUUGUGUCCAAGAUUUCAUCCUUGACAAGGUCUAACCCUCCAAUAUCCUCCCAUUUAACAUUAGGGAUACGAGGAGCCCCAAUGGAAUCACUGAAUUGAUUACGGGCUUCGUUAAUUGCCGCAUUGAAAUCUUCAGGAAUCCAGUUGAUGACACCACCAUUACCAAUGGCUAUCAACUUUGAUAAUGGGAUGUUAGUUUCUUUAGCUAACUUGGUCAAUCGUUUAAUUGCUAACUUUUUCGAUUUUUUGAUGAUGGAAAUUAAAUCUCUUGGAGUAAGACCAGCAGAUUGUAAUGCAAGAUUCUUGAAAUUGAUAUCCUUUCGAAUUAUGAAAGGAGAAGAAUUAAUAUCGUCACCACUACUUCUCUUUUCUUCAUUAAUUAAAUGUUCAAAAAUGGCUAAUCUCUCAUUUUCAGUAGGAACGGUAAAAUCAAUAGUGAACUUGAUCAAUGCCUUGACACUAUCAUUCAACUUAUCAUAAUCAUUACAACUUAAUACAAUCACAAGAUUAGGGUAGUUCUCCAAGUAAUCUUGUAAUGUUUGCACCACUUUCAAACUUAAUGACGUGAAUAUACUGCCAUUCUGAUCAUGUUCAUCAGUCAGCGGACAUAAGUUCUCAAUAUGCUUAAGAUAAACAACGUGAUAAGAAUCGCCAGCUGGUACAUUUGCAAUCAAUUUGUCGAUUUUACCAGUUAAUAAUCCGAUAGUUUUCAAUUCUUGUCCCGGAUUCAAUAAUUCUAAACAAUCAAAUUCUAACAAAUUCAAUCCCAUUUCAAUACAAACAUUUCUAACUAACGUAGUCUUUCCGAUUCCUCUAUUCAUAGAAUUAAGAAGAACUGUAGUCUUUAAUGGGAUUUUCGAGUUUGUACAUGUUUGCAAAAUCUUGAUGAACUCGUGAGCAUAUUUGAACUCGGGCUUGUUGAAAUAGUUGAAUAGUUUGGGUAAUUGCAAGUAUUGAUACCAUUGAGUCUGGUCAUUCUUCGGUAAUCUAGCACUUUCAAUUCCUGAAGAAACAAGAAGGGUUUUCUUUGGGUCGAUUAAGAAUUGAUUGGUUCCAAUUGCGUUGUUUCCCUUAACUUCGACGAUUUUAAACCAAGCAACUGUAUCUGGAUCUCCA